This is a messenger RNA of Symbiodinium necroappetens, 3324 nucleotides long. Lineage: Eukaryota; Dinophyceae; Suessiales; Symbiodiniaceae. The record is from the annotation of a GenBank genome assembly.
GUCACCAAGCUUUGUGAUUUGGGGCCGGAUGACACCGUGACCUCGGUCUCAUGGACCCAGAGGGGGGCUCACCUCGCCGUCGGAACGAACAAGGGCGAGGUCCAGAUUUGGGACUCCACGCAAUGUCGCAAAAUGCGAACAAUGAGUGGACAUCUGGGCAGAGUUGGCACAAUGGCAUGGAAUGGUUUCGUUCUGUCCACGGGGAGCAGGGAUCAUCACAUCCUUCACCGAGACGUCCGCCAACCAGCACCCUUCAUGUCCAAGCUUCAUGGCCAUCGACAGGAGGUUUGCGGCUUAAAGUGGUCCUUCGACGAGCAACAGCUGGCCUCCGGGGGGAAUGACAACAAGCUCUGCGUUUGGUCGUUGAAAUCCACCGAGCCGGUGCUGAAGUUUAAUCGCCACCAAGCAGCCGUGAAGGCAAUUGCGUGGUCCCCGCACCAGCACGGGUUGCUGGCCUCUGGAGGCGGGACGGCAGACAGGUGCAUCCGUUUCUGGAACACCGUCAACAACAUGCCUUUGUCGUGCAUUGACACCGGUUCUCAGGUGUGUAACCUCGUCUGGUCCAAGAAUCUGAACGAGAUUGUGAGCACUCAUGGCUACUCUCUCAAUCAGAUCAUCCUGUGGAAGUACCCUUCCAUGACCAAGGUUGCGACUCUCACCGGGCACACCUACAGGGUCCUCUACCUCGCUAUCUCGCCCGAUGGUCAGACAGUAGUGACUGGUGCAGGGGAUGAAACGCUUCGCUUUUGGAACGUGUUUCCAAGCACAAAAUCAAGGUCUGGGUCGAGCCUGUCCUUCUCGCUUCCUCUCGGCCGCACUAUCCGGUAUCCUAAUGUUCUUCUGGCGCUUCGCAAUCCUCCUUCUGGCUCCAGUGCAGGCCACCUCAGCAUUCUCUUGGCUGUCGAAGGGGAGGAUUCACUGGCUGAGACGGUUGCGCAUCGGAUCGGAGAUCUUGCUGACAACGAUGACUUCCUGGGCAGAGCGGGCAAAGACACAGAAACACAUUGCUACACAUUGCAACCUUGCGUGCAGCAAGCGGGUUCUGGUGCCGGGGCCAUGUCAGAAGGUGGCGACGGCCACAUUGGGUUUUCAUGUGAGAUCCGCAGCUGGACAGAUGCGGCACCCGUGCAAGCGCAUUUUCCAGACCUUUCGAUCAACGACGACUACUGCGACUGCCUAGACGGCUCGGACGAGAAUCUCACAGCGGCCUGCCCGCACAACAUCUUCUCAUGUCUGAAUUCUGGUGGCAUUCCGCGACUGAUCGACAGCUCCUUUGUCAAUGAUGGAGUUUGUGACUGUUGUGAUGGGUCUGAUGAGACCACGAUGGUGUGUAGCAACAGCUGCCAGCAGGAGCUGUCAGACAUGUCUUCCAGAAUUGCGAGUAUGUUGGCCCUCGAGCGCAGGGGAACGACUUUGAAGGAAGAGGUCUUGCGAGUGCUUUCGGAGAAGGUAGCAUUGACAAAGCAGACUCUGAAGCGUGCCCAGGCAGCUGCUGCACCUUUUUUGGAAGCUAGUCAGAAGAUCAAAGACAAGUUGGGUGAAGUUGCCCGCAAGAGCCAGAAAGAGAAGCAAAGCGGGAAAAAGGGCAAACCGCUCAAUCUUUCUGAGAUCGUUGACGGCCCUGGACGGGCAACAUUGCGAUGUUUCGCCGGAGAAUCCAACUACGAGGAUUUCCCGGCCAACGUGUCUUGCAUUGCUCCGGCAGAGUGCCCAUUUGUCUGUGCUUACCUCUGCAGUGACUCCCGCCGAUUCAAUGGGACCUGUGCACUGGAUGCUGGUGGCGAGCCGUGGAUGUUCUUUGAAUACAACCCGGAUGCAUUGAAGUACGAGAAAAUGAUGGCGGCUUAUGGCAAGGCCCAAGCAGGUGCUGUGGAAGCAUCUGCCAUAGAACACGUCAUCCCGAGCGAGAAGUGGACACAGCUUGACUUCAAGUGGCUCGAGCUUCGACAGAGACUGCAACGAAUACACCGAAAGGCAGCCGAGACCUUGGAGGCCCUUGCAGAAGCGGAGUCCGACUCUCACAUGAUGAACUUGGUUGAGUCCGGCCAACUCGGUCCAUCUGGAGUCUACCAUGACCUACAUGAGGUAUGCGUGAACCUGACACAAACUCAGUAUGUUGGGACCACGGCGCUGCGCGAGCAAUGGCGUACUUUCGUGUACGGCAUUUGCUUCUAUCGGAAUGCCACGCAAGCGGAGCUCAAGUCGGAUGUAGAAAUGGCGGCCAUGUGCGAUGAGUCCGGCAAAUGCUCAGAAGCCCAAGCUGCAGCAUCAGAUCCAAUCGUUCUCGGACGACCCGCAGGCUUCAUGCUUCCUGGUAGUGAUCCAAAACGAUACGGACUACGGGAACUGUUCUUCGAGCCAUCAGAAAACACCCUGAUAUUUGCGGGAGGUGCUUCCUGCGGACAUGUGGCGCGAUCUGUCGCUGUUGAGUUUGUUUGCGGGGAGACAUUAGAGCUGCGUCGCGUUGCAGAAGUGAGAACGUGCUGCUACGUUGCCGAAGUGUCUCACCCAGGUGCAUGUAACCUCCUGAGAUGGCCCAGGGGUCUCAGGGAUUUGGACACAACCAAUCUGGAAGCCAGCACGGCAGAAGUGUCUGCAUGGCUGCUACGCAACGCGCAGCGUCUGCACCAGGAGGGCGUGUCUGAUUGGACAGUCCGGCUUGGCUCCCCACGCUCCACGCAGCAGUGGCUUCAACGUGUCGAUCAAGGCAUGGUCCCGCCCCUUGUUACCGUCGAGACUGCCAGGGAGUCGCUUUCAUCCACCCUAUCCUUGGCACAAGCAGCUUUGGAGCUUGUGGCGAAUGCAGCAAGAGGCUGUGUCCCGGGUGUGGUUGUCGAGCUGAGGUCUCAAGCAGCUGAGAGCUUGAUCGAGAUUGCCGGACACGUAAAGCUACCAACUCCAGUGGCAAAUGCCUCCGAAGCCAUCAUUUCAGCUCUGGGAUCCUUCGAUGUUGAUUGGAGUCAUGCCCGGAGCUACUUCGACAAAGCUUUGGCUGCAACCGGCCAUACUGUGACCUACAGCUUGGUACCUUUGCUUGAAAGGUUUGAAGAACAAAGGCCAGCUGGUCGGCACUAUUCCGUAUCGACUCAUGAAAACGAUGUGCUGCUCUUGCUGGGAUACUUUGCGCUGGUGCACAUCGUGAUGAUGUGUUGCUUGCGUGCCAUACUGUCUGCCUGCUGCUGCUUUGGAAGAAGCUGUUGUCGAUGCAGCUGUUGCCGUCCCCCGAAAUCGAAAGCCUCAGUGCUCGACGAAUCCAUUCCGGGAGGGAGACUGGGAGAUGCCGACAACACACAAGGGAUCGAUGCUGCAGACUCUCCGCAGUAA